Olea europaea var. sylvestris is the source of this 1030-nucleotide messenger RNA. RefSeq lists its product as uncharacterized. Lineage: Eukaryota; Viridiplantae; Streptophyta; Magnoliopsida; Lamiales; Oleaceae. The transcript has 3 exons. Bases 221 to 802 code for a protein of 193 amino acids. The record is from RefSeq and is a predicted model, not a curated record.
CAAAUUUGUUUCAACAAAGGGUAGAACAAAAACGACGUCAUUUCUUGGUGAAAUCUCGACCCUCAGUUCAGUUGUGCCCGUAACAGCUUCUCGGCCAAAAUAAAUGAAUAUCCAAUAUCCUCUCUGAUUCUCUCUCACCUCCUCGUCCCCACCCAGCAUAGUUGAACUAAAAAUGUAUUUUUGAACUUCUACAGUAGAAUUAUCUUUACCUGCUUUCAAAAUGAUGGUGGCUUUAGCCUCCUUAUCUUCGUGCAACGCAAAUUCAACUUUCUAUUUAUCAAAAACUUCCAUUCCAUGGCACCCAAGGUCAUACUAUUGUUCUGGGCAACAAUUGAAUGGAAAAACUGUUCCUCCAACUGGGCAUGAGCAGUCAAUAUAUGGUUGUAGGCUGAGAGUGUUGGCUGCCUCCGGAGACUCUUCGAAAAACUCAAGCAACUCGAAAGGAGAAGAAGACGGUAAUGAUGACCCAUCAGUCCCUUCAUGGGCGAAACCCGGUUCGGAUGAGCCGCCGCCUUGGGCACGCCAAGAGGCCCAGAUAAAGUCUUCUGGGUUUGAAGUUCCCUUCUAUGUAUACUUGCUUGCAUCAGCUAUCACUGCCAUUGCCGCGAUAGGUUCCGCAUUCGAGUACCUGAAUCAGAAACCUGUUUUUGGAGUUCUGAACUCAGACAGUAUAUUUUAUGCUCCAUUGCUUGGGUUCUUUGCAUUCACCGGCAUCCCCUCUUCUGCAUUCCUUUGGUUCAAAUCAGUUCAAGUUGCAAAUAAGGAGGCAGAAGAGCAAGACCGAAGGGAUGGUUACAUGUAAUCGUGGCAUUUUCUUCGUACUUUCAUUGUUAUUCCUGAGGAUAAAUUCCAUUGUUUCCUAAUUAUACAUGAUAACUGAUUGUUUCUUCUCUGCAUUUAUUUUUAAUGGGUAAGCAAGGGGAUAUAGAUGCUGCAAUGUAAAUGAAAAUCAUCCUUCUAUAUAAUGCAUCAAUUUUGUAAUUGAUCAAUUGAAAGUUUCAAGUUUAAGAAGGGGUUACACCAUUGUCAA